AUGAUAGAGGCAGCGUCUUCGUCGACAGCAGUGCAAGCAUUGAAGCGGAGGCAGUUCGCGAGGUGCCGUUCCAGCAACGCCUUGUUGGAACUGUGGCGCCAUGCACUAUUCCAAGGACUGCCCUUCCUCAAAAAUCGGUGUAAGGAAUACGGUCAGCCGGGCCACAAAGACGGGUAUUGCUCAAGCGCCAAAAAGGUGAAAUCUCCAGGCAAGCGGUACUCGUCCAAGCCGAUGGUAACCAGAAGCGUGCCGGUGAAGAACGUCCGGAAGCGUAGGAGAUUUGUGAAAGCAGAAGUCAACGGCAGGCAGAUCAGUCUCCAACUCGACACUGCGUCGGAUAUCAGCGUCAUUUCCGAGCAAUCAUGGCGGCAUAUCGGAAUACCCACAGCAAGUCCUGCAACAAUUCAAGCCGCUACUGCAUCGGGCAAACCCUUGAAGCUGGAGUUUCAGUGUUCCUGUGAAGUUGUAAACAAAGGGGAGAAGCAUCAAGGUCGAUUUUUCGUGGUCAAGCAGCAGCUCAAUCUGCUUGGACUGGACCUAAUCGAUACGUUUAACCUCGGGUCUGUGCCUAUGGAUCAGUUCUGCAAUCAAAUCAGCAGCUAUCCAACAUCGAUCAGCUCCCUCCAAGCAGCUUUUCCAGCGGUGUUCAAUGAUGAACCAGGGUUGUGCUCGAAGGCCAAGGUGAAGUUCACGUUGAGGGAAUGUAAAUCCCCAGUGUUCCGACCGAAGAGACCAGUGGCUUACGCCAUGUGCAGUACCGUCGAUGCGGAGUUGGAUCGGCUGGAACGUGCCAACAUCAUCACACUGGUCGAUUUCUCGGAGUGGGCAGCUCCAAUCGUCGUUGUUCGUAAGGCAAGUGGUGCAAUCCGUAUCUGCGGUGCCUACUCCACGGGCCUCAACGAUGCUCUGCAGCCGCAUCAGUACCCACUUCCUCUACCGCAGGACAUCUUCGCUAGGCUGGCGAACUGCAAGGUCUUCAAUCAAAUCGACCUUUCAGAUGCGUUCUUGAAGGUGGAGGUGGAUGAAAGCUGUCGAGAGUUGCUCACCAUCAACACACAUCGAGGUCUCUAUCGGUACAAUCGGCUUCCACCGGGAGUUAAGGCAGCACCCGGAGCGUUUCAGCAGCUUGUGGACACAAUGCUCGCUGGACUCAACUGCACUUCGGGGUAUCUCGAUGAUGUUCUAGUCGGCGGAGUCGACGAAGCAGACCAUUGGCGCAACCUUCAAGCCGUCCUUCGUCGAAUUCAGGAGUUCGGAUUCACCAUCAAAGCGGAAAAGUGCUCGUUUGGCCAGCGUCAAAUCAAGUAUCUGGGACACCUCAUCGACGGGCAAGGUCUGCGUCCGGAUCCAGCGAAAGUUGAAUCUAUCUGCAACAUGCCAGCGCCGACAGACGUUUCUGGAGUUCGAUCGUUUCUGGGAGCAAUCAAUUACUACGGGAAAUUCGUCCCGAGUAUGCGUACGUUGCUAUAUCCGCUGGAUGAGCUUCUCAAAGCCAACAAGAAGUUCGUUUGGUCAGUGGAAUGCGACAAGGCCUUCUCCACCUUCAAGCAGAUUCUCACUUCAGAUUUGCUUCUGACGCACUACAACCCGCAACGCGAGAUAGUGGUAGCAGCGGAUGCGUCAUCGGUUGGAGUUGGUGCGACUAUUAGCCACAAGUUUCCAGACGGGUCGAUUACGGUCGUGCAGCACGCUUCUAGAGCACUGACAGCCGCCGAGCAAGCCUACAGUCAGCCAGACCGUGAGGGGCUCGCGAUUAUCUUCGCUGUGACCAAGUUCCACAAGAUGCUGUUUGGUCGGAGCUUCACACUACAAACUGAUCAUGCUCCACUUCUUCGGAUCUUCGGGUCGAAAAAUGGCAUCCCAGUCUAUACGGUCAACCGGCUACAACGUUGGGCUUUACAGUUGCUGCUCUACGACUUCAACAUUGUUUACGUAAACACAACAAAAUUCGGAAACGCCGAUAUCCUGUCCCGGUUGAUCGAUCAAGACGUCAAACCAAAGGAAGACUUCGUCGUUUGCAACAUAAUCACGGAGAACGAUGUAAGAUCCAUUGCAUUAGAUGCAGUUAACGCACUUCCUAUCAGUUUCAGGGCAAUGCAGCACGCCACCCUGUUCGACCCUGUACUUAGCAAGGUCUACCGCUUCGUCCAGCAAGGUUGGCCACAGUUAAAAACGGCAAUUUCGGACCGUGAGAUCCAGUAA
This is a messenger RNA of Ochlerotatus camptorhynchus, 2202 nucleotides long. RefSeq lists its product as uncharacterized. The record is from RefSeq and is a predicted model, not a curated record. Lineage: Eukaryota; Metazoa; Arthropoda; Insecta; Diptera; Culicidae. The transcript has 2 exons. The coding region runs from base 1 to 2202 and encodes 733 amino acids.